AUGAAAUUGCAGAAUCUAUUGGUUUCUGCUACAGUUCUGACGGCAUUGACAGAAAAUGCCGAUGCUUGGUCACCUAGUAAUAGUUACGUUCCUGCGAACGUAACUUGUGAUGACGAUAUCAACCUGGUUAGAGAGGCCUCUAGUUUAUCAAAUAACGAAACAGAAUGGUUGAAAAAAAGGGAUGCAUACACCAAGGAAGCGUUACGCUCCUUCUUAGACAGAGCUACUUCUAACUUCAGCGACACUUCUUUGCUAUCCACUCUUUUCGGUAGUAAUUCCUCCAACAUGCCCAAGGUCGGUGUCGCCUGUUCUGGUGGUGGUUACCGUGCCAUGUUGUCCGGAGCAGGCAUGAUUGCUGCCAUGGACAACCGUACUGAUGGUGCCAACGAGCACGGUCUUGGUGGGUUACUGCAAGGUGCCACAUACCUGGCGGGACUGUCAGGGGGCAACUGGUUGACAAGUACUUUAGCCUGGAAUAACUGGACUUCGGUGCAAGCAAUUGUAGACAAUACGACAGCAUCCAAUUCAAUUUGGGACAUCUCUCACUCAAUUCUUACUCCAGGCGGUAUAAACAUCUUCAAGACUGGGAGUAGAUGGGACGAUAUAUCAGAUGAUGUGCAAGCCAAGCAAGAUGCCGGUUUCAACAUCUCCUUAGCAGACGUUUGGGGUCGUGCUCUUGCCUACAAUUUUUGGCCGGACCUCUAUCGUGGCGGUGUGGGAUACACGUGGUCUACCUUGAGGGAGGCUGAUGUUUUCAAGAACGCAGAAAUGCCCUUCCCCAUCUCAGUUGCAGACGGUAGGUACCCAGGUACUACCGUGAUCAACUUGAAUGCCACUCUUUUCGAAUUCAAUCCAUUCGAAAUGGGUUCGUGGGAUCCUACUCUGAACGCCUUCACUGAUGUAAAGUAUCUAGGUACCAACGUUACCAACGGUAAACCCGUCAACAAGGGUAGGUGUACUGCCGGAUUUGACAAUACCGGUUUCAUAACAGCCACUUCCUCCACUUUGUUUAACCAAUUUUUACUGCAGUUGAAUUCGACCGGCUUACCAUCGUUCAUUGCUGACUUAGCCGCCGAUUUCUUGUCAGAUAUAUCAGACAAUAGCGAUGAUAUUGCAAUUUACGCCCCAAAUCCAUUCAAGGAAGCCGAUUUCCUUCAAAAGAACGCCACUUCCGGCAUUAUCGAGUCCGAUUACCUAUUCUUGGUCGAUGGUGGCGAAGACAACCAAAACAUUCCACUAGUCCCAUUGUUGCAACAGGAACGUGAACUGGAUAUCAUUUUUGCACUAGACAAUUCUGCUGAUACCAACGACUAUUGGCCAGAUGGUGCCUCGUUAGUCAACACGUACCAGCGUCAAUUUCACAGCCAGGGUCUCAACUUGUCCUUCCCAUACGUUCCAGAUGUGAAUACAUUCGUUAACUUGGGGUUGAACAAGAAACCAACGUUCUUUGGCUGUGACGCAACCAAUUUAACAGACUUGGAAUACAUUCCACCUUUAAUUGUUUACAUCCCAAAUUCAAGACAUUCGUUCAACGGCAAUCAAAGUACUUUUAAGAUGUCAUACUCUGACUCAGAGCGUCUUGGCAUGAUCAAAAAUGGGUUCGAAGCCAGCACAAUGGGUAACUUUACAGAUGACUCCGAUUUCUUGGGCUGUGUUGGCUGCGCCAUCAUCAGACGUAAACAACAGAGCUUAAAUGCGACAUUGCCCGCUGAAUGUAGCAGGUGUUUCACCAACUACUGCUGGAACGGUACAAUUGACAACAGAUCAGUUUCAGGCAUAGGAAAUGAUGAUUAUUCUUCCUCUGCCUCUGCCUCUGCCUCUGCCUCUGCCUCUAAUGGUGCAUCUUCCUCAGGGUCGUCUUCCACUCGCAAACAAAAUGCGGGUAACGCCUUUGUGAGCUAUUCUAAUUUAAACACCAAUACUUUCAUUGGUGUCUUGAGUGUCCUUAGUGCUGUCUUUGGCCUAAUUUGA
Molecule: messenger RNA, 1971 nt
Organism: Saccharomyces kudriavzevii IFO 1802
Lineage: Eukaryota; Fungi; Ascomycota; Saccharomycetes; Saccharomycetales; Saccharomycetaceae
Gene: PLB1
Product: lysophospholipase
Exons: 1
Coding region: 1-1971 (656 amino acids)
Biological process (GO): glycerophospholipid catabolic process
Cellular component (GO): extracellular region; plasma membrane; cytosol
Molecular function (GO): A2-type glycerophospholipase activity
Source: RefSeq, a predicted model, not a curated record